AUGGUGCACAAGCUAACAGAAGAAUAUGCCAAUCACGGCAUGUCGCUGAAAUGCGACAUCUACACCGAUGACGACUAUCCAAAAGACGCUCCUGUCUUUCUGUACUUUCAUCCCGGGGGGCUGGUUGACGGGAACCGUGAUCUUAUUGCGCCUUGGUUAGUUCAGUCGUGCAUCCAGCGCAAAUGGCCUCUAAUUUGCCCAACCUAUCGUCUUCUCCCCCAAGCUGGUGGGGAUGGUCUCCUUCAAGAUGCCUCAGCAGCCUACGACUUUGCACGAAGCUGGAAUACUCUGCCAAAAUUCCAAAGACGAGUCAUUGUGGGCGGUGCAAGUGGUGGGUUCUUCAUGGCCGCCAUCAUCGCCCACCACUGCAACCCCAAGCCUCUCGCUCUCCUCUCCAUCCAAGGCAUAAACACCUUCCGCCAUCCCUUCUUCAACUCAUCCCUCUUACUCGCCGAACAAGAAAUCCCCCCUUCCACAAUGGAGAAAUACAUCACGACUCCCAUGCAAAGCGGCGACGACAUGCGUCCUGAUGAAUCCGCCUUUGUCCUCGACAAACUAACGCCCAACGGCGCCAAGAAUCCUAAUUACACCCCUUCUGAAGCUGGAUCAGAGAAUCCUAGUAUUUAUCGCGGCAUGCUAUAUGACUACUACACGUUUAACAACUCCUUUGUCGAUCUGGUUGGAUCUGUAGAUCCCGGAUACCAGUGGGCGAAACUUCCUGAUGCCAAAGACCGGGUUGCGCAAUGGCCCAGGACAGUCAUCUUUCAUGGCAACAAUGAUCCUGAUGUGGUGCUCAACGUAAGCGAGGAUAUGCGCGAUUGCUUAGGCGAGGACAAGGUCACGCUCAUCGUUGCCGACGGACAGCCUCACUUGUAUGAGCUGGAAAAAUUCAUCGACGACGACGCUCCGGGAAUGGACGUUGUGAGGCAGUCUGUAGCACGGUUGGAUGAGAUUGUGGCCUCAGCAUGA
Messenger RNA from Trichoderma atroviride IMI 206040, 969 nucleotides. RefSeq lists its product as uncharacterized. Gene Ontology annotation, molecular function: lipase activity. The record is from RefSeq and is a predicted model, not a curated record. NCBI's taxonomy places the organism in Eukaryota, Fungi, Ascomycota, Sordariomycetes, Hypocreales, Hypocreaceae.